Messenger RNA from Phycomyces blakesleeanus NRRL 1555(-), 564 nucleotides. RefSeq lists its product as hypothetical. Lineage: Eukaryota; Fungi; Mucoromycota; Mucoromycetes; Mucorales; Phycomycetaceae. The record is from RefSeq and is a predicted model, not a curated record. The transcript has 5 exons. Bases 1 to 564 code for a protein of 187 amino acids.
AUGAGCACCCGGCUGAAUGAAUCUCAUUCACUUCUGGAGAAGGUCUACUACAACAUGGGAGCAACCAAUGGCCAGAAUAACAAUUCGAACCAUAGUCCCAUUGCAGUUCUGGCAACAAUGCCAUUGAUGGUCAAUGAGGGUGCCUUCUCAACAUCCAACCAUCCCAUUGCUGAUGUAGUGCAGAGCUACACACAUCAGCAAGCUGAAGGCAAAAGCUUUGCCAGAAAAGAUAGCUCGACAAAAUCAGAUUUCUCGACGCCGAUUCUUGCAGACUACAAAGCAAUUCACUUAGCUGACAAGGCAAACCUUGAGUCUAAGUUUGGUGAGACUGUUGUUGACCUUCUGGACUAUGACAUGUUGUCUGAUAUUGAGUCAGAUGAGGAGAAAAAUAAAACUAGAUAUACUCCUAGAAAUAGACAUCUCUUGGUGGAUGAAUACUUUACUGUUUUGAAGAAACAGAGACUUGCUAACAAGGGACCAGACGCCAUUGGCAAUUCUGUCUAUUCAAUUAUUUUGAGAAACACCGAGUUAUCAAACAAGAAAAAGGAAUGUGUUACUGCUUAG